This is a messenger RNA of Coregonus sp. 'balchen', 931 nucleotides long. Lineage: Eukaryota; Metazoa; Chordata; Actinopteri; Salmoniformes; Salmonidae. The record is from the annotation of a GenBank genome assembly.
AUGGCGACAGCUGUCCUGUGGCUCUCUCGGAACCUCGUAUCGAGGAAUACGGGGGUAGUAAGCCGUAACACCGUCUUGAAACCGUCUAACACAACGAGACUGAACCAAUGUCGAAAUGCGGUAUCAACAGCAAAUGGCGGUGUUCAACCAAAGCCGGAUAAAGUGAGUUUUCAUGCGUGGCUAAGCCUGUUGGUAACCCUACACAUAAUGUGGGCGGUUCCUGACUCUUGGAGCAGAUUGACAGCAGUCUUUGCCAAUCAGAGCUUAAGGAAUUUGGAGAGACAACUGUGGGAGCCAAUGAGCUUGUGUGUGUUUGAUACGGAAGUAAUUAGUCAUUAUUUUAGCCACCUUUCGUCGAAAAAUUAUAUUAAAAAGCUCAUGUAACCAUUUUAUGUAAUAAGGCAUUGGCUUACACAUUGGCUUCUCAUCCAGUGUAACAUAUUAACACAACUACAGAUACCAUGGGGUAUUGGAGUGUCCAUUUUUAGGUCAAAGUCCAUAUCAAUUGAAUUAGCCUGUUUGUGGGAAAUAAAACAUUUCAUAUCCAUAAUGUAUUCAAUUAUGAGUAUGGCCCCAGAGCAUCUGCAUUUAUUAUGUGAAUCAAGUUAAUUGAUGAGGAAUUCUGCAUUCUGAAAAAUCCCAUGUUGUCUUAUCUGAGGCUUUGAACUGUAUACUGUGCAUGUUGCUUGAUGUGGUCAUCUUCCUGUAUGAUAUUAGCAAUGUUAAUUAAUGUAGGAACCUGUUUCAGAUUGUAGAUAUUCUGAAUUUCUUUCUUUCCCCCCCUAUCACCCAGAUAUCCUUCGGUCUUAUCCGCAUGACCGCUGUAGUGAUUCCCUUCCUGUACGUGGGAACUCUGAUCAGCAAGAACUUUGCGGCUCUACUUGAGGAGCAUGACAUCUUCGUCCCAGAGGAUGAUGACGAUGACGACUGA